Messenger RNA from Eimeria mitis, 282 nucleotides. RefSeq lists its product as uncharacterized. Bases 1 to 282 code for a protein of 93 amino acids. The transcript is spliced from 3 exons. The record is from RefSeq and is a predicted model, not a curated record. Lineage: Eukaryota; Apicomplexa; Conoidasida; Eucoccidiorida; Eimeriidae.
AUGCUUCUGCUGCUGCUGCUGCUGCUGCUGCUGCUGCUGGCAGGAGACGCACCAGACUAUCAGAGAAACAAAAAGCAGAGCUCCAAUGAGGAGAAGCUGCAGCUGCUGGAGGAAAAGCUGCAGCAGCUGACGCAGCAGAUCGACAAAGAAGCACAAGAGGGGCAAUACCUUGAGGACACAGACAAGAGACUGCAGCAGCAGCAGCAGCAGCAACAGCAGCAGCAGCAGCAGCAGCAGCAGCAGCAGCAGCAAGAGGGGGCCUCAAGGGACGACAAGGAGUGA